This is a messenger RNA of Amborella trichopoda, 2509 nucleotides long. The record is from RefSeq and is a predicted model, not a curated record. NCBI's taxonomy places the organism in Eukaryota, Viridiplantae, Streptophyta, Magnoliopsida, Amborellales, Amborellaceae.
CAAUAAACCGCCCUUCCCCUCUCUCUCUCUGCAACUUCGAUUUCCAUUCUUUCACUGCAACUUUGAUUUCCAUUCUCUCUGAAACACGCGUCCAAAGCUCCUUCUCUCUCUCUCUUCUCUUCUCUGUCUCUCGCUCUAAAAUAUUUGAAAAAAAAAACUUCAGCUUUCUGCUUGGAAGGACUGCUGAGAUCGUGAAGAAAACAUUAAAUUAAGACUAAUGGUCAAUGCUCUCUUCCGCUACCUCCGCCUACUUUUAUCUGCUCGAUUUCUUUCCAUUUCAUAAUUAAAGACUGUGUCUUUAAAGGGGUUCAUUGAUUUCCUCAUUGCUUUGGAAGGAUAGUUAAGCAUUUGAACGGAAUUCGUUUGAAAUGUUGCCUUGGAAUGGUAUAAGAAUCGGUAGAGAAGUAUACAACGAAUAAGGGUUUCUUUGAUGAGAGUCUUCGUCGAUGAGCUGCAAGAGGGUGAUGGCUUUGUCUCCAAGGUCCGGAACUAAGAGUCUUGAUUCGAGCCAUAGUGGACCUUUUUCCGGUCUGGUUAUAUGUGUUACUGGUCUCUCUAAAGAGGCCAGAAAGCAAGUCAUGGCUGCCACGGACAAAUUGGGUGGAGAGUAUAGUGCGAAUUUGCAUCCUCAAUGCACUCAUUUAGUGGUCCAGAGCUUUUGUGGCCGAAAAUUUGAGCAUGCACUGAAGCACGGUAUCAGGAAUGGUCUCUCUGUUGUAACUCUCAGCUGGUUCAUUGAUAGUGUCAGGCAGAACAGGAGGAUGAGUGAAUCACAUUACAAUGUGAGAACCGUAGUACAAUCCGGUUUUCUAGCUGGGGAGUUGAGUCGGCUUGUUUCAAUUGGAGACACAGAUAAGUCUUGUCUCCCCAAUAUUGUAUAUGAGGGCAUGAUAUCAUCUAGUACCAUUUCAGAAACCCAGCUUCUUUUUCCUGGGAAGGAACAUUGCAAAAGUGGUUCUUCUAUUCUUGCCGGGCAAUGCAUAUAUAUUGAUCCAGAUAUUUCACCUGAAUUGCAUCAAAAGAUUGUCGAAGCAGGGGCUAAAGAAGGUGCUAUUUUUAUAGACAAGUGGUUUAUCGGUUGCAGUGCUACUCAUGUAGUUUGUGAAGGGAAUUUAUUGCGGAGAUAUAUUGGCUGUGCUAACCAUCUUGUUACUCCACUCUGGAUAUUGAAAUCAACAAAGGAGAAGUGUCUACAAAGGCUUGUUCAUUUCUCUGCUGACCUAGCUAGGCAGGUCACUGUGAUCCUUGAUAAUGCCCACAUUGAUCCUCCAAUGCAGGAUGCGAAAGGUCAUGGUUCCAUUCGAAAUACCCCACUUUCCAUGGAGCCUUUGACGGAAAAAAAGUUACCGGAGCAUAUUGGAAAGAGGCAGAAAAUGAUUGAACAGGCCAAGACUGGUGUUAGAAAUAGGCGUGGUCACCGGAUACAAUCUGCUGAAGCAGUAAUACGUCCAUUAACUCCUAGCACCCUUCUGGAUUCCAUUUGUUGGUCCAUUUCAGAGCCAUCAUUAACUGCUCGAAUCUUUAUGGACACUUCUGCAAGCCCAUUAUUUGAGACUGGAACAGAAGAUGCAGUUGACCAUGCUUCUCUCUUCUUCGAUGCUCAUGGAGAUGGAAGGGAGUCAGAAGCAUCGGGAGAUGAUAAUAUUUCCCGACCUCUAAGGGAAAGUGAGAAGAGAGAGGUCAUAUUUAAGGGUGCAUUCCUUACCAUAUUGUUCCCUGUGGACCGAUUUGGCGAAAUGGGGCCAUCUGCAAGAACAUUCUUCUGUGCAGGAGGGUUCUCUCGCUUAAGGAUUUUGGAUCACAUAUAUGCAUUUUACCAGGAAAACAUGUCGGAAGAUGAAAUAGACGUUGCAAUUCACACUGAUUCAAGGCAUGCCGAUAGGCUAAGGUCCAUCUAUGCCAGCAAAGAAUCAAUAGAAGAAGGUGUCGUGCCCUUCAAAAGGAUAGAUUUUCUUGGGAGCCGAAGGAGCUUUGAAUUGCUCAAACGUGUUAGUGGAGAAACUGGAAACCAUGUAUAUGAAUUGCAGAUAGGAGCAUGAACGUUUCAGAAAACACGACCAAAAUAAAAAAGACGCGAACCUCAUGGAGCUAGACUAUAUUCUUAGUCAAAUGGGCAAGAUUACCAUCUUAUGAAAUGAUGAAUGGUGAUUCACAAGAAAGGGAUAUGACUUCAGUGGUGGGUCCUGUGCUCUUCCUGUAUCGCCAUCUAUUAGGGAGGUCCAAGUGGUGGGUCCAUGUCUCUCUUUACCAUCGUCCAUUACGUUGAACAGUGAUGACGAAAGUGACUAUGGCUUGCUGUAGUCCCAUGGGUUAUAAUAUAUUUACUCCUAUCCAGAUUAUUGUUAACUGUAUCAUUAAUUACGUAGUGGAGCUCACAAGAAAAGAAAAAUAAUUAUUUGGAGUUUGAGAUCUCUGCUAGAGAAACCUAAGAGAUUUAACAGUUCUAUGUAAUUAUUGUGACUUUUACCCAUCAAGAAAACAUAAAGGGAGAAAGGGAGCUGAAUUUGGU